ACCAUCCAUUACUCGUUACUCGCAGGACGUGCGCGCAACUACAACUCUGACCUCGCCAUCAGCAUGUAUCUUUUAUAGGCUCCCAGAGAAAGUGUAGUUCAGAGAAAGUUGAGCUCGUGUCCGGUCGUGUUCGGCGUCUUGUGCAGAAUCCAAGGUACCGAGAGCCUCUCCACCACCACAGCUCGAGCAGAGGGCAACUCACGGUUGCAUCACUCGCUCACACACACACUGACGCAGCGACACAAACCGAGUGCGAAGGAACAAACAACGAAGUCUAGGAGAAAAGUCUUUCGGCUGACUUUAUGUGCCGAGAGCUGAAAGAGGACGAGAGAGAGAGAGAGAGCUGGAGGUGAUGGAAAGUUCAAAUGACAGUCGGAAUCUAAAUUCACUGGUAGAGAAGUUGCGUCAGGAACAAGAGUUUUCCACGUUUUACCGCGGACAGAUCCAUCAGGCAAUUCGAGACAUAAACUGCUGCUGUGACCAGGUCUUGCAGGCCCUCUGGCUCUCACUGUGCCUCGGACAUCUCCUCGACAAGACGAAGCUCCGCCUACUCCAGUCCUCCGAGUGGACAGCUGCCCUGGAGCGGGCUGGUUACGUUCAGUUUGUCGACGCCGCCAAAAUCCUUCGCUCCAACUCGCUCAUCGAGUCCUACAAGAGAUUUCUCGGAGGUUUGCUGGAGAGACCGGCUGCCGUGGCCCGUGUGCUGGUGUGGGCGGAGUCAGAGGGCCGAGACUCCGCCUCCCUAAUCAACGACCUCGUCUCGGUGGUGUACGGUCACUGCGUUUUCGGACGUGACCACGCCCUCUUUCUCCAGCUCCUUCAAGAGCUUCUCGUGCAUCUCGUCUCCGUUGCAGAGUCACCGAAGGAGCUGUUCAGUGGAGUGGAGCCGGUGUUCUGCCGGGUGUUAACGGAGUACUCCAACCAACACCCCAAACUCCAGACGUUCGUUGCUGAAGCCUUUCAAUCUCCACUGUCCGAUAUUCUGACCUACGAGGAUUACCUGGAGUUUGACGUCAACAAGGCGGGCAGCCGGAUUCAGAGCUCUAACGAGGAUACCGGCGCCGGGCGGUUCCUCGACGGCUCCGCCUUUCUCUUCAGCGAGGACCUUGACCUCAGCUGCGGCCGACUCGCGCAACUGGCUGCGCAGUUUGUGGAUGGGAUAUCCCGGUUCUCCGUCCACUUCCCGUCAAGUCUAAAGUGGGUUCUGGCGUCUCUAAAGACGCUCGCCCGUGAAAAGUGGCCGAAUAUUUCGACGGCUGAGUUACGUAGACCUGUCAGCUCGUUGCUGUUCGGUCCGAUUCUCGGGUCGACCAUCGUAAAUCCGGACAGCCACGGGGUGUGCAGUAUGGACGUGGUGGUGGGUCCCGUAGCCCGAUACAACCUGAGCCAAGUGGCGUCAGUCCUGCAGGGCUGUGCCUGGGUAAUGGAGAGACAGGGAGGCAAGUUCUCCAUCCAGAAGGUCAUCAGGAAAAUGAACACCGACUCAUACUGCUCUCUGCUGGACACUCUGGACAGUGGCUACGGUCCAGACCCGCCCCCUCUCCCCUCCUCCCUGCCUGGCCUCAAACGAACUGCCUUCCUCGCCUCGCAGGCCCAGCUGAAUGAUCUGGUGGGACUGGUGUACGAGGUGGCAAAAGACCUUUCCAGAAAAUCCGACACUUCUCCAGUUCACGAUGAGCUGAAACACCUCACAAAGGGGAUGCCAAUGCCGAUGAAGCAGAUGGCCACCUCCUCUGCCUACUUUCUCCCGAUCCUCGCCCCCCUCAUUUCCACUCGCUCUCCGACAAGACAACAGCCGCAGCGAUCCUCUGAGAGCCAAGAUCCCGUCACCCCAGCCAGUGGGGGAGAAGGAGGAGGGAGGGGAGGAGGGAAGAAGAAGGAGUCUGGGAAAUCUUCCGCGAGAUCGGGAAGGAAGCCGCGAUCCAACAGCACCUCAAAUCUGAACCAGAUCUUGAUAACAGCUGCCGGAGUAGGAGGAGGAGGAGGAGGAGGUUUCGCUACAAACACUCGCUCCUCCACCAGAUCAAUUUCUCCCAACAAAAUGACGACUACUCAUGGCAUUGAGACCGGCUCCUUCGUGUCGCCCCCCUCCAGGGGUCGGGGAAGAAAUCUGGAGGUUCCCACGGAAGUUCUGAUUCUCCCGGUCACCAAGAGUAGUAGGAGGUCAAGCAGAGCGAGUGGAGGGGGAGGGGGAGGGGGAGAUGAAUGGGAUUUUGCUGUUCUCUCUCAAGAUGAGUUCAUGCAGCAACAACCCUCUAGCAGAAGUUCUCCCGUCAUCAGCCCCGCCCAUCGUCAUACCAGCCCCGCCCAAAAUCCAACCAGCUCCACCCAUGACUCUACCCAAUGUAUAACAAGUUCCCAAGACACACCCUCAAGUGACCCCGCCCCUCCAUUACAUCAUACCAGCCUCUCCCACUCAGCUGACCCCACCCAAGACACACCCACUCCCGAACCUUUCACCUCCGACUCUCUAGAUACAAAAUCAGAAUCACAUUCCUCGACUUCCGAUCCAGUUUCCCAUUCCUCCAUUCCCAUUCCAGAGCUUUCCAUUCCAUCUGUCCCCGUUCCAAGUUGCCGGUCCCCAAAUUCCAGAGACAUCCCCUAGUUAUCAGAAUGGAACGAGGUCUGGUAGUAACAGCACAAACAGCGUCUGUUCUCCUGUGAGGGAUCAGUGGGUGCGACAGCCACGAGAGUCCUGUUCCAGUACCGGAAUGAGACAGACACACAGCACCGGGUCCGAUUCCAGUCUGAGUACCUGCAUGUCGAGCCGAGACCCGUCCACAAGUCCCCAGACCGUUCCAAAGAAAAGGUCAUUUACCAUCACCAGCAUAGAGAAUGGCAAAUUUCAGCUAAACUUCGACCUUCAGCGAUCACAUAACCCUCCCUCUUCCCCUCCCCCCAUCUCACCAUCCUCCCCCGUCCCUAUUAUCACCACCACCCCCACUCCCCCCUCUCCUCCCUCCGUCACCUCGCCCCUGGCUAACGGGCUAAUCCACCCGUCUCUACCUGCCUUUGAACACACACUACCGAAUGGGACAGAGCGGUCAGAAUCUCCAAAUGAAGCACACCUAACCCCUUCUCGGCUGACCAAUCGAGAAGCCGAUUCUUGCACGCCGGUAGCCCAGCAAAAUCACGAACUUUCACCUUCGAACCCCGACCUCUCGGCCUCGGAUCACGAUCGGGCGUCAUCAGGACAUGACACGCACACAACGAUGGGUAGCUCGGUGGAGAAUCUCCUGGAAGAUAGCCCAAAGGGGGCGGCUGGGAAACAGAGCAAGAAGAAGCGGUGGUUCAAGAGAAGGAAGAUAAAACAGAAACACCUCAAGCAACAAGUGAGCCUGCAGGAAAACAGACCGGUCGAGGACGUCGCGGUGAAGAAAGAGCGGAGCAAGACCCACGACGUUUCUUUUGAAGGUGGUGACGAUGGGAAACGGCAGAGCCUGACGCGAGGCGCUGGGGGGAACGCCGGACAAGUCGACUCCGUGGACACCGGCCCGCGGAUGAACACGCUCAUGAAACGUCGCUCAAACACAAUCAUCGAAAAAUACCGGGCCAUCGUGGACGAGCAGAAGAAGAAGGAGGUCCCGAGAGUUGUGAAGGAAAAACUGGAGUCUCUGCCGCGUUUCGUCCACGUAAAGGUGGGGGAGAUGUGCGCGGAGGAGUUCCGGGAGUCGCUGUUUUGCACGCAGCUGGAGUACAAGCUGCGGGCGGCACUCCAGAACGUCCAUACUCCGUUGACCUCUGACCUGGGUGACGGGGUGAGGGGGUACGAGGUCGCCCGACCUGACUUGAAGUGGCAGCUGACCAGUCUUCUGGAGUCAGGCCUCCAGAGAAGUAGGUGGGUCCACGACAACAUGGAGUCCGCUCUCCUCGCAGAGACACUCAACAUGCUCUCCCAGCUGCCAGACUCUCUAGUGGGCGUGGCUGUCUCGACGGCCCACGAGGAGCACAGGAGACGACAAGCCUACGCGGACUACCUCGUCAAGUCUCACAUGAGGUUCCUGGACGUCCGGCUCCAGGUCGGAGCCGUCCAGACUACCGUCGACAGAUACCAGGACGUGCUGCGGGAGCAGUUUGUCCAGUUUGCAGUGCGGGAGUUCCUCGACAGUCGGAAGGAGCAGCUGGAGGGGCUGCGUGACUCGCUGGUCUCUCUUCCUCUGGCCGACGAGAGGUGCUCCCUCAUGACCGAGAGGGUGGAGGGCCUCUCCGAGGGCCUCAUGGAGCAGCAGACUUGGAGAGACUGGCCGGGAGAGAACGUAGAAAUGGUGACCAGCUACCUGGAAGACCAGCUAUUCUCCCUCCUCUAUCUCCACGUCUUCCAACCCAACUGUGACCUGGACAGACAGAGAGACGAGUUGUAUUCGGCGCACCUUUCGAGAUUAUCGGAGGGCCUCACUCCCACUCAUCCCAGUCUGCAGAUAUCGCCGGUAAGUCAUAUUUACCACAGCGGGUGUCCUUGGAUGUCAGCACAGAAGCACCUCAAGGCAAUGUCUGUAUUCAAGUCACCGAGAGGGAAGGUGCGCUGUAUAGCGGAGAGUUGUCGAGUCCUCAUCAGUCUCCUCCAGUACGCCAAAGUCGGGAGCCCUCCCGGAGCCGACGACCUGUUCCCCGUCCUGGUCUACAUCAUUAUCAUGGCCAACCCUCCCGCACUCCUCUCGACCACUCAGUUCAUCAAGAACUUCCUCGAGGACCGGCUAGUCGGCGAGGAAAAUUACUGGUGGGUCCAGUUCAGCACCGCUGUCGAGUUCACCAAAACUCUCGAGUGAUUUCGAAGUUUGUGACAUCACCGUCUUAUGUACCAGCGCUUUUGCAAUUAAAUUUUUCGCAUAUCAUCAUGGUUACUGAUGUUUUGUGUUCAACCUGAGAUCAAUAAUAUUUAUGUUAUUAUAAUAUCAUAAUAAAAAUUGUAAAAAGGAUUUCAUCAUCACAAAAAGAAGAAAGAGGAGAGGUGAAUUUUCCUUGUGUGUGUGUGUGGUAUGAGAGUUUGACGGUAUGGGAAUGAACCAAGAGGACACUAAUGAAGGGGGUGCUCCACAUAAUUAUAAUCAAACAGAGGAAGAGAGAAUAUGGUGACUCAAUGUCACAUGUGAGCUCAUGUACAGUGUGUGAGAGAGGUCAAAUAAGAGGUCAUGAAGUGGGCGGAGUUUGGUCUCUCUGGGAGGCCUUCACAAAGUCCGGAGAGGUCUUGAAUCGACGGAAGGAGUCCUGUGCCAUCAGUUCGUACGCCGUCUGACGAGCCUCGUCAAACAUCUCCUUGUGAGGAGAUCUUCAGCUGGGCUUCGACCUUCUUUGCCACCGAUGAAUCUAUGUUCAGCGCUUUCGGAGUGCCUUCUCCCACAUAUUCCGCAGCUAUGGCCCGAGCCUCCUUCUCCAGCUUGUUGUCUGGCAGAGUUUUGAAGUGGUCCACUGCCUUGCAGAACUGCAUGUUCUCCAGGCUGUGCUCCAGGGCAAGGUGACGAUGGAACAGGACUCUGCCAUCUGGGUGCUGCAAAACUACGUCCAGCGACUUUCUCCAUUCUCUCAGCGUCUCCGGAGGCACGCUGUGGAGCGUCAGGUCAGGGUCUCCGAAUGACGGAUCCUGCACUCCCGGAGAAGGAAGAUCUCCCGCGCCUUUCUUGUCCUUCUUCUUCUUCUCCGCUUUCCCCUUGCCACCGAACCUGAGGCCGAGCGAGAACAGGUGGUGAUGCGAUCCGCCGCUGGACCUUCUCUGUCGCGUGUGGUCUUCCUCCACGGACAGAUGGUGCGUGGAGGGACCGCCGACUGGUCCGUUACUAGAGACAGCUGCGGCCGUGCUCAUGUCCGCUGCGUCUCUCUCGUGCGCGUCUUUGCCGCUUACUCCUGGCCCAGAACCUAACCACGCUGCCGAUGCUGCUGCCUGCUCUAUGUCGUGGUAACUAAGAGAGCGCUUCACUACGUGCCCGUUGUGAUGAGGCGGGCGUUUCCCGUUCUCCGUUGCGUCGUCGUGAUCGUGACCGUGGCGUCGGACGACGUCCAGGAACCGCAUCAAGCCGUGAUGGUGGUGGUGCGUCGCGUGUUUCCCAUUCGUUGCGUCUUCGUGGUCGUCGACGUUGUCGUGAUCGUGAUCAUCACCGUGGCCGUGGUGUCGUACGAUACGCAGGAACCGGGAGCGCGUGGGGCUCGGGGACGUGUGACGGAGACGUCUCUCUCUCUUGGGCUUUCUCCCGUGGUCCACACCUGCAUCGUCGCAGCUGUACUGCGGAUGGAUGAUGACUGGCGGAGUGUGCGAUAGCAUAUUCCCUGGAUGCGCUCUUCAAAACUGACCCAGCAAACCACGACAGUCGAGCUAGCUACUUGGCCUUUUGUUCACACAGUACACUGGAAUAAUGCACCACUUGAGCUAAGACGUGUAGGAGCCUGCCCCUGCUUAGCUAUAUAGGGUCCCAUCAACAUUCCACAGUCGACACAGCCCAUUCAACACAGGCUAAACCUGACUUAGGUACUGUCUUAUCCCAUUCAGCUUGUCACAGAGCCAGAACCUGCA
Molecule: messenger RNA, 6502 nt
Organism: Geodia barretti
Lineage: Eukaryota; Metazoa; Porifera; Demospongiae; Tetractinellida; Geodiidae
Source: the annotation of a GenBank genome assembly